Messenger RNA from Rotaria sordida, 2979 nucleotides. The record is from the annotation of a GenBank genome assembly. NCBI's taxonomy places the organism in Eukaryota, Metazoa, Rotifera, Eurotatoria, Philodinida, Philodinidae.
AUGACCAAUACAUUGCAAUCCUGUCGUCAAUUUUGUCUCGUUUACCUUGAUGAUAUUAUUGUCUUCUCGAAAUCCUAUGAAGAACAUAUUAAUCAUCUUGAACAAGUAUUUUCGGCUUUACAAACAAAAUAUUUUGUUCUUAAUCCUCCAAAAUGCGAAACUAUGGUUCCAACAAUCAAUUAUCUUGCACAUACAAUUAGCGAAAAGAUCAUUACUCCGAUGAACGAAAAAAUACAAGCAAUUCUUGAUAUUAAAGAACCACAUACACUAGCUCGUGCAAAUAAAUUUAUUGAUACAUUAAGCUGGUAUCGUAAAUUCCUCCCAAAUUUUGCUACAAUUGCAGCACCAAUUCAUUCCGUUACCAAUCUUAAUAAAAGAGACCGUCGUAAAUUUAAGUGGACGUCAGAACAAUCCACAGCAUUUCAUCAACUCAAACAAAUGCUUAUAACUGAACCAUUAUUUCUUCAUUUUCCUGUCGAUAAUAUACCUCUAAUAUUGACCACUGAUGCGAGUAAUAUCGGCAUUGGAGGUGUAUUACAACAAGAAGUCAAUGGUCAACUUCGAAAUUUAUAUUAUCAUCCUCAAUUAAUGACACCUUGUGAACGAAAAUCAUACUUAUUAGGUCGACGUAUUAUUAUACAAACUGAUCAUUGUCCAUUAUGUAAUAUUACGAAAAAGACAGUUGGAAAUGCAAGAGUGGAUCGUAUUGCUCAAUUAAUCCAAGAAUAUAAUAUUGAACAAGAUCGAGAUCCUGAUAUACAAAAUAUAAUUCGUCGUCUCCACGACAAAUCAACUACAUUACCCUUCAUACUUAAAGAUAAUCUUCUUCGUAGAUUAAUUACACAUUCUUCUCAUUCUAAAACUAAAUUCGAUGUUAUUUAUCUUCCAGCAUCUAUGGUUAAACCACUUUUUUAUGCAUGUCAUGAUGGUCCAAUGACUGGAGAACAUUUUUCCAUCGAUCGAACAUAUAACAAAAUUAAAAAUCUCUAUAGGUGGCUAAGAAUGAAAUUAUCAAUUUUACAACAUAUUAAAUCAUGUCUUUCAUGUCAACAAUAUAAUAUUAGUCGCCAGAAAAGACAUGGCCAACUUCAUCCAAUUCCACCACCAGAUGAUUCAUUUCUACUAAUCGGUAUUGACUUUUGUGGUCCACUUAAAAGAACACCGCGUGAAAAUCAGUAUGUACUCGUUAUAACUGACAACUUCACGCGAUAUAUAACCGCCAUUGCAUUACCGAAUUGUACAGCCGAAACGACCGCUCAAGCUUUAUUUAAUGAAUAUUUUUGCAAAUAUAGUAUUCCUAGUACUAUUAUCAGUGAUCAAGGAGCACAUUUUCAAAAUCACCUUAUGCAAAAUAUUCAAAAAUUAAUCGGGUACAAUCAUAUUUAUAGUACGCCAUAUCAUCCUCAAACCAAUGGCAUUGUUGAACGUUUCAAUAGUACAUUUAUCCCACAAAUCUCUAAAUUACAAGAUACUGCAGAUAACAACUGGGAUGAAUAUCUACAAGCUGUUGUAUUUGCUUACAAUUCCGGCAUACACAAAACCACCAAAUACUCUCCAUAUGAAUUACUUUAUGGUCGUCAACCUCGUCUUCCUAUUCAUCCACGGCCAUCACAUUUUUCAUUCUCCAAACCCAGCGAUUAUUUUAACCAAUUACAAAAAACAUUACGUAUUUAUCAUCAAGCAACAAAAUCUAAUAUUAUACACCAACAAGAAAUGAAUAAAAAUCGAUAUGAUCAAAAUCGUCUUGAUCCACAUUACAAUAUUGGCGAUAAAGUUUUAACUCGUAUUUAUGGUACUCAUAGCAAAUUAGAUCUCAAAUUUUCUCCCAUACCGAAAAAAUUAUCAUCCUUUCAACAAUUUGCACUAUUUAAUUUAUCACAAAUUCGUCAUCCACUUAAUCUCCAGCAAUAUUUCACCAAUGAAUGGAAUCGUAAUCAUCCACAUCUUUCACCACGUAACACCCAACAACGUCACAUUUACCUUGAUCCGGAUCCAAAUCUUGAAUUAAUAGUUAACAUCGACACCAAUGAUUUGGACGAUAAUUUAUUUCCUGAUAACGUUAGGCAAAUUAAUAUUCGAUGUACCUGUCCUGACACUAUUCGUCCCUAUAAAAAUGAUAAUGAACAAUGGAGCCUUCAAAAGGCUCUUCAAUAUACAUUUAAUGAAGCACUAGAUAAAGCUUUAACCUUUAAUGCGUGGAGUUGUGGACUUGACCCUCUUUUACAUUCUGGUCAUACUACUGAAGAAAUAAAUACUCGUGCAGCACUCACAACCUAUGCUAUUAAUGAUGUUCUUGCACCAACUAAAUUACUUUUCCAUUUACAUCACGACAUUAUUCUACGUUAUCAAUCUCCAACUACAGUCACAUCCACCUCGACCAUCCAAAAUGCACAAACUCAAUUGCCUUCUUAUUUCGUAUUGUCUGAUAGUCAUGUGAAACAUAUUGAUUCACCUAUUGAUACUGAAUUUGGUACCAUUACUAUCAUUACCAUUCCCGAUUUAAAAUGGUGUGAUACAGAUAAUCCUCAUUUGUGUGCUUAUUCAUUAUUGCAAUCAACGUCAAUGUCAUUACAUUUGUCAACUGCCUCAGCAAUAAUAUUGUUAAUUGGUACAAAUUCCUUAUGUCGCUUUGAUGCAUCUCAAGUAGUUCAACAAGCAGCGCACACAAUCAAUUACCUUCAUCAACCUUAUCCCAAUUUACAUCAUAAAGAAGCCAUUUCAAUUGUUGCUAUAUUUCCAUGUUUCAAAUUUUUCCCCAACUUUCCGUCGCCAUCAUCAUUAUCUUCAAAUAUCGAUCUGUAUAAUGAACAACUCAACAUCUUAUCCACCAAUAUUCAUUAUACUGUAAUAGACUUUCAAGUAACUGCAUCACAUCUUGCUUCAGAUCACAUGCAUUUACAUUCUAAUCAUCAGGAUAUUAUAUAUAAUUGUAUCGUUCGACAUUUUCAAGAAUUAUCUCAACAACCACCCUCUACUUAA